Messenger RNA from Coniosporium apollinis CBS 100218, 1518 nucleotides. RefSeq lists its product as uncharacterized. Gene Ontology annotation, molecular function: iron ion binding; monooxygenase activity; heme binding. The coding region runs from base 1 to 1518 and encodes 505 amino acids. The record is from RefSeq and is a predicted model, not a curated record. The transcript is spliced from 4 exons. NCBI's taxonomy places the organism in Eukaryota, Fungi, Ascomycota, Dothideomycetes.
AUGUUUGGUUACUGGCUCCCAGCGGCCGCUGUGCUGCUGGUGUUGUAUAUUGUCGGGGGAGCAAUUUACCGCCUGUUCUUUCACCCUCUCGCGAAGUUCCCCGGGCCCAAGUUGGCGGCGGUGACGGUGUGGUAUGAAGCCUACUACGAUGUGGUUGGGAAAGGACAAUAUAUCUUUAAGUUGAAGGAGUUGCAUGACAAGUACGGUCCCAUCAUCCGCAUCAACCCCAACGAGCUCCACAUCCGCGACCCCGACUACUACGACACGCUCUACAACCAGACGAACCGCCUCGACAAAUCUGACUACUUCUACCGCAUGCUCGGCAACCCCUACGCCCUCUUCAACACCAGCCCCGCCUCCCUCCACCGCAUCCGGCGCUCCGCCCUAAACCCCUUCUUCUCCGCCCAGGUAAUCUCCCGCUUCCGGCCGCACCUCCAACACGCGACAGACCGCCUCUGCGAACGCAUGGCCGCCUGCGCCGAGCACGACGAAGUGAUCCCGCUCUUCUACGCCUACCGCUGCCUCACCGUCGACAUCAUCUCCGAGUUCGUGUUUGGCUCCCAGCUCGGGCUCCUCGACCGCGAGGACUGGGGCCGUGCGUUCUACGCCGCGUAUCGCAGCCUGUGGGAUCUGUCGCCGCUGAUCCGGCAGUUCCCGAUCAUCAUGACGGCCGCGAUGGCGAUGCCGCGCUGGAUGACGGCCGUGCUGAACCCGAAGGCGCUCGAGGUUGUCGAUAUGUUUGCGGCGGUCGACGAGGAGACGCUGAAGUUGCUGAGGAGCGAUCCCGCGGAGGUCGAGAAGAAGCCGUAUCCGGUUGUCAUGUGGGAGCUCGCGAAGAGCGAGGUCACGCCGCCGGAGGAAAAGCGGUUCGAGGUGCUGACGCUGCAGGCGAAUGGGCUGUUGUCGGCCGGGUUCGAGACGACGGGCGCGGCGCUGGCGCACAUGACGUAUUGUGUUCUGGCGAAUCCGAAAACGCAGCUGAAGCUUGUGAGGGAGCUUGAGGAGGCGAUCCCGGAUCCCGGGAACGUCCCUAGCUGGCAGGUCCUCGAGAAGCUGCCCUACCUCUCCAGCGUCGUAAAGGAGGGACUGCGCCUCACCAUCGGCGCCGUAUCCCGUCUCCCCCGCAUCAACCGCACCGACUACAUGCGCUACAAGGAAUGGCAAAUCCCGCCCAACACCGCCGUCGGCAUGGCCGCCCUCUACGUCGUGAAGAACCCGGACGUCUUCCACGAUCCCGAGGCGUUUAUUCCAGAGCGGUGGCUCGAGCCUGAUGCGAAGGAGCUGGAGCGUCACCUUGUCGUCUUCAGUAAGGGGACACGCUCGUGCAUCGGGAUUAACCUCGCGUAUGCGGAGCUGUAUAGCGUCAUGGCGACGAUGUUUAGGCGGUUUCCGAACUUGGAGCUGUUCGAGACGACGGAUGAGGAUAUGGAGGGUGUACAUGACUACUUCGCUCCCAUGGUCAGGAGUGGUGACAAAGGGUUGAAGGUAAAGGUGGGGAGAUCUGAGAAGGCGCAGUAG